Molecule: messenger RNA, 1664 nt
Organism: Mizuhopecten yessoensis (Yesso scallop)
Lineage: Eukaryota; Metazoa; Mollusca; Bivalvia; Pectinida; Pectinidae
Exons: 3
Coding region: 219-1430 (403 amino acids)
Cellular component (GO): nucleus
Molecular function (GO): DNA binding
Source: RefSeq, a predicted model, not a curated record
GAGACACUGACUUGCAACUACCUGCUAGCGUCCAGCAACAACUUGGUACAUGUUUGACCACAUCUGCUAUUUUCAAUGGUUCUAUGUUCAACUGAUGGCAUCCCUCUGCCCUAAUUAACAAUUAAGUAAUUCAAACCAGAAAGGUGUUACUUCUGCUGGUUGUGUUUCUGAGUGGCCAUUUUUGAUGAAUACACAUUGCCUGCACAUUGAAAAAAACUAUGUUCAGAGUUUGUCUAUUCAAGAAGCCUUUAAAAAGAACCUACAGACAGUAUACACCGGAGGCCUUACUUAAUGCUUAUAAAGAGGUAACAGAGAAAGGCAUAUCUGUUAGGAAAGCUGCUAGAUUAUUCGGUGUGCCGGAAGUAACACUUCGUAUGAGGGUCACAGGUGCAGUGGACACUGAUACAGUCAAAUCUGGUCCAAGUCCUCUCUUUUCUACAGAACAGGAGCAAAGGUUAAUUGAUCAUGUUGAAGUAUUAACUAGAGUUGGCUUUGUUUAUACUAGAAUUGAACUAUGUAAUCUUGCAACGGAAUAUGCUGUAAGUCUUGGUCUUCGACAGGAAGAAAAUCCUCUAUCUCUGCAAUGGUUACGGAGUUUCAUUUCCAGGUGGCCAAAUUGGGCUGUAAAAAAACCCAGGACCCUUUCUAUGGCCAGAACUAAGGCAACAUCUGAUGAAAGUGUCAAGGCCUAUUAUGAAGAACUGGGGAAAGUACUUGAAAAGCAUGGUCUGCAAGACAAGCCGAAGAACAUCUAUUAUGUUGAUGAAAAAGGCAUAUCUGAUAAUCAUUGUCCAUCAAGAACUGUGGCUGAUAAUGAUAAAAGGCCAGCCUCCGACACUGGUGCCAGUGACACGGCCUACACAGUGACAGUUUUAGGUGCGGGCAAUGCCACUGGUACCGCUAUUCCAGCUUAUUUCGUAUUUCCUGGUGCUCGAAUGAGAAAGGAUUUGCUGGAUGGAUCAACCGCUGGAGUUUCCGGGACUGUGAGUAAGAAUGGUUGUUCGAACAGUAGAAUAUUUCGCCAGUAUCUUGAAACCCAUUUUUUGAAACAUGCACAAAGACGUGAUAGCACAGAACCACUUCUGCUUUUGUAUGACGGGUACAGAUGUCAUCUUUCUGUGGGUAUAAUCGAAUGGGCAAAACAACAGAACAUCAUCUUGUUUGUAUUGCCGGCCCAUACAAGCCAUAUUCUACAACCCAGGGACACAGGCUGUGUGGAAGCUUUCCAAACAAAAUAUGACGAUUUGCGCGAAAAAUUCAUGAAGGAAAAAUCUGUAUCCAUGAUAUCUAAGCAUGCAACUUGUGAACUAGCAUGCAAAGCAUAUAACCAUGGUUUGUUACCAGCAAAUCUGCGUUCAUCAUUCAAGAACUGUGGAGUUUACCCUUUUGAUCCAGCCACCAUUAAAAAGCUGUCCUUUGCAUCAGAUUAAAGCUACCAUUGAGAUACUGGCUCCAUUUCUGUACAUGAUGAUCCUGAAAGUGAAAGAUGCUCUUUCUAGCACAGAAAGUGCAGGUCAGGAGACCUGAUACAUUACCGUAAUAGUCCAUGUGAAGCUGUUACUCAAAGUCAGGGGAGUAAAGAAGAGUAAUAAUGUUUUUGACUUAAUAGUGUAAAUAUGUUUUAUAAAUCACUCGCAAGAAAAAAAAAUGGUUUCAUGUCUGCU